GAGUGGGAGAUGGACUGAGUGAGGGCGCUCUUUCGACCAGUGCUGCUGAUAGCAUUGAAAUACCCACAAGCUAGGUUGAAAUAAUUGACGGUUUCAGGUCGCUUAAUCAACAAGAAAAACAUAGUACCGUUAUCAGUCUUUCACAUCCCACUCCAAACACACUAACACGGCAUUGAUGGUAAUGUAUGCAAGGAAACAACCGAGACUCGGCGAUGGGUGCGACCGAAGAGAUUCUCAGCCCUAUCAGACUCUCAAAUACUCAUCCAAGAGCCAUCCAGGAGGGGACCACCGACAUGAAAAGAUGCGAGACUCCUCAGAUGUCACUCCUCCCUGCAAAAUGCUCAGGAGGUCUGACAGCCCUGAAAACAAACACAUCGACACCACAGGGCACAGCAGAGCAAAGGCUGUCCACACACACCGGGCCAGAGACAGGGAUGGAGGGACCAGCUAUUCUCCACAAGAAAAUUCUCACAACCACAGUUCCCUUCAUAGCUCCAACUCACAUUCUAACCCCAGCAAGACCUCAGAAACACCUUAUGAACCAGGUGACGACUGGUCGGAGCACAUCAGCUCCUCUGGAAAGAAAUACUAUUACAACUGCAGGACAGAGGUGUCCCAGUGGGAGAAGCCCAAAGAAUGGCUGGAGAGAGAACAGAGGCAAAAAGAGGCAACAAAAACUGCGGUUGUCAACAGUUUCCCCAAAGACAGGGACUACAGAAGAGAGGCUAUGCAAGCUUCGACAGCCCCUGGCUUUACUGCUACUAAGUCAGCUCAGGUGGAGAAACCUGCAGCGACGCUUGCCUCCCAGUCCCAGUCAUCAUCCUCAGGCUCAGGCGGCUUGAACCCCUCAUCGGGGCCCCCUGGAUCAUCUGCCUCUACGGUGCCCGUGUCCCCAGUUCUACAGUCCCCUGCCCCUCCACUACUUCAGGACCCCACCCUGCUUCGCCAGCUUCUCCCAGCACUUCAGACUGCCCUGCAGCUAAAUAAUGCCAGUGUCGACAUGGCAAAAAUCAACGAAGUUCUCACAGCUGCUGUCACACAAGCUUCAUUACAGUCGAUGCUCCAUAAGAUCCUCACUGCUGGACCAUCGGCUUUCAAUAUCACUACUAUCCUCUCUCAAGCUGCUCAACUCUCCAACCAAGCAGCUCAGCAAUCGAACCAGUCACCUAUGUCGUUAACAUCAGACGCUUCAUCGCCCAGGUCUUAUGUUUCUCCAAGGAUCAGCACACCACAGACCAACGCUGGUCCUCUUAAACCCCUCCUCAGCACGCAGCCUGUCAUCUCACAGUCAAAAGUGAGCACGCCAUCAGUGAAGCAGGCAUCUCAUCCCCAGCCCACAUCCCAGCAGCCCCUCUCCAGCGAUAAGCAGCACAGUCACGAUGCCACUACGGCAUCUCCGCGCACCCUCCAGCGCCAAGGCAGUCAGAGGAGUCCUUCACCGGGUCCCAACCAUGUCGCCUCCAGCAACAGCAAUGCCCCCAACUCUGCCUCCGCUCCCCCCACCGCCUCAGCUGCCCGGCCCUCCUGCUCCUUCACCCCCACCCUCGCCGCCCACUUCAAUGAGAAUCUUAUCAAACAUGUACAGGGUUGGCCUGCUGAACAUGCAGAGAAACAGGCAUCAAGACUACGUGAAGAGGCUCACACCAUGGGGAGCAUCUGUAUGUCUGAGAACUGCACCGAGCUCAAAAACCUCCGUUCUUUGGUCAGAGUCUGUGAAAUACAAGCAACAUUGCGUGAGCAGAGGAUACUGUUUCUGAGACAGCAAAUCAAAGAACUUGAAAAGUUGAAGAAUCAGAAUUCUUUCAUGAUCUGAGAACUUCUAGUUGCGAGCUGAAGCGGGCGUUGGGAGAAAAGGGGGAAGACCCAUUGCACAUAGUUGGAAGCUGGAGGGAGAGCAGUUAUCCAGUUCUUCUUGAGCCCAGUCUCAACACACAGGAGCUGCAGUCGGGUUGGCUUUGGACCGUUGGACUGGGAGAAUCAAGAGGGAAAACAUGAAGAGCUGUUGUGGGAGG
This is a messenger RNA of Chelmon rostratus (copperband butterflyfish), 2012 nucleotides long. RefSeq names its product WW domain containing adaptor with coiled-coil a (gene waca). Gene Ontology annotation, cellular component: nucleus. Gene Ontology annotation, biological process: regulation of autophagy; positive regulation of TORC1 signaling. Gene Ontology annotation, molecular function: RNA polymerase II complex binding; chromatin binding. Lineage: Eukaryota; Metazoa; Chordata; Actinopteri; Chaetodontiformes; Chaetodontidae. The coding region runs from base 176 to 1813 and encodes 545 amino acids. The transcript has 13 exons. The record is from RefSeq and is a predicted model, not a curated record.